AUGACUGGAACAGGAGCUGCACCCGCCGGUGGUCCUGCUGGCAAUUACGGGGGACAACAACCCCAUCGAUCAUACGAAGAACGGGCCGCUGCCCGAGAGCAGAUGAUGAGCAACAUUCGAGAGACGUCCCAGCAGGACCGCCGCGUCUAUGUCGGCAACCUCUCAUAUGACGUCAAGUGGCAUCACCUCAAGGACUUCAUGAGACAGGCUGGAGAGGUACUCUUUGCCGAUGUACUAUUGCUUCCAAAUGGAAUGUCGAAGGGAUGCGGAAUUGUGGAAUAUGCUACAAGGGAGCAAGCUCAGCAGGCUGUUGCUCAACUCAGCAACCAGAACCUAAUGGGUCGCCUUGUCUACGUUCGAGAGGUUGUGUGGCUUUCUAUUUUUUUUCAUCAUCAGGAUCGUGAAGCUGAACCUCGAUUCAUCGGUGCCACGGGUACCAGCUCCCGCGGCGGAUAUGGAGGUGGCAUGCCCGGAGGAGGAUUCAACGCUGGAUAUUCUGGCGGUCCGCCCGGUGGCGGCGCUGGUGGAGGCGGCGGCGGCGGCCGUCAAAUCUACGUUGCUAACCUCCCCUACAAUGUCGGUUGGCAGGACUUGAAGGACCUCUUCCGACAGGCAGCCCGAAUCGGUGGAGUGAUGCGUGCCGAUGUGCACGUUGGCCCCGAUGGCAGACCCAAAGGCUCAGGAAUUGUCGUCUUUGAGAGCCCCGAUGACGCACGAAGCGCUAUCCAACAGUUCAACGGCUACGACUGGCAAGGCCGCCUGCUUGAAGUUCGCGAGGACCGCUUUGCUGGCGGCGGCGGCGGCAUGGGCUUCGGCGGCCGUGGAGGAUACGGCGGCGGAAUGCGUGGUGGUUUUGGCGGCGGUUUUGGAGGUCGCGGCGGCUUCGGUGGUCGCGGAGGCUUCGGCGGCGGCUUCGGCGGACGUGGGGGCUUUGGCGGCGGCGGCGUUGGACCUGGUGCAGGUGCCGGAGGUGGUGGCGACUUUGGUGCUGCCGCUCCGCCAACCGUACUCCCCAAUCCCUUUACCGACAAUGCAACCGCUGGCACGGAAAGAGGCGAGAUCAUAUACGUUCGAAAUCUGCCUUGGUCGACAAGCAAUGACGAUCUGGUGGAGCUGUUUACGACUAUUGGCAAGGUGGAACAGGCCGAGAUUCAGUAUGAGCCCAGCGGCAGAUCUCGAGGUACCGGCGUGGUUCGUUUUGACUCUGCCGAAACUGCUGAGACGGCAAUCGCCAAAUUCCAGGGCUAUCAGUAUGGUGGCCGACCGCUCAACUUGAGCUUCGUCAAAUACCUGAACCAGGCCGGAAAUGACAGCAUGGAAACCGACGCUCAUGCUGGCUUGACACAGGACCAGAUUAUGUAA
Trichoderma virens Gv29-8 is the source of this 1362-nucleotide messenger RNA. RefSeq lists its product as uncharacterized. Bases 1 to 1362 code for a protein of 453 amino acids. NCBI's taxonomy places the organism in Eukaryota, Fungi, Ascomycota, Sordariomycetes, Hypocreales, Hypocreaceae. Gene Ontology annotation, cellular component: nucleus; cytoplasm. The transcript has 8 exons. The record is from RefSeq and is a predicted model, not a curated record. Gene Ontology annotation, molecular function: mRNA binding.